Molecule: messenger RNA, 417 nt
Organism: Prunus armeniaca (apricot)
Lineage: Eukaryota; Viridiplantae; Streptophyta; Magnoliopsida; Rosales; Rosaceae
Source: the annotation of a GenBank genome assembly
AUGGCGGGCAAAGGCGGGAAGGGGCUUUUGGCAGCGAAAACCACAGCAGCUAACAAGGACAAGGAGAAGGAGAAGGACAAGAAGAGGCCUGUUUCCCGUUCAUCUCGUGCUGGUAUCCAGUUUCCGGUGGGUCGAAUUCACAGGCAGCUGAAAUCCAGAAUUGCAGCACAUGGCCGCGUUGGAGCCAAUGCUGCCGUGUACUUGGCCUCAAUCCUUGAGUACCUGACAGCUGAGGUUCUCGAGUUGGCUGGAAAUGCAAGCAAAGAUCUCAAGGUGAAGAGAAUCACACCAAGGCAUCUGCAACUGGCCAUUAGGGGAGAUGAAGAGCUUGACACUCUCAUCAAAGGAACCAUCGCUGGUGGUGGUGUCAUCCCCCACAUUCACAAGUCCCUCAUCAACAAGACCUCCAAGGAGUGA